AAUCCUCGUCUCUUUCAAAUCACCUUUAUAACCACCUCAUUGCUGGUGCUAUUCUCUCGACCACUCUACGACGCCUUCAUCGAAGAAUCAUUUCCAGCUCUAGAGGAUUCUAUUAAAUUCAAAAAACGCGAGUAAUGGAAUCAGUACGUAAGGCUAAACAACGUUUACGCAACUAUCCCAUACUCUUAGGAAAAUGUGCCGAAACGGCUACGGUCUAUGCAGCCUGUGUAAGUCGUGAUUUGAAUGUACAACAUAAAACCUGUGACAAAGAGUUCCAACUGUUUAAGGAAUGUCUACAAAAGGCAGCACAUGAAAUGAAAACAAAAUUAUAAAGCAAUAGAGAGAAAAAAUUGCAAUAAACACUCUUAAGAAAUUAUAAAA
Lucilia sericata (common green bottle fly) is the source of this 381-nucleotide messenger RNA. RefSeq lists its product as uncharacterized. The record is from RefSeq and is a predicted model, not a curated record. The transcript has a single exon. Gene Ontology annotation, biological process: mitochondrial respiratory chain complex I assembly. The coding region runs from base 135 to 332 and encodes 65 amino acids. Lineage: Eukaryota; Metazoa; Arthropoda; Insecta; Diptera; Calliphoridae. Gene Ontology annotation, cellular component: mitochondrion.